CUUGGGCAAAAUUAAAAUCUUUAAUCAAGUUUUAAGACAAAAGAAAAUUGUCCAUUUUUCUAACAAUGUUUUCCAUCUGUCUCAAAGGCCAGUUUUUCUCUCUGCUUCAUAAUUCCAAGUACUAGGAAAGCAGGUUUUGCUGACUGCUUAUGAGAGACAGAGAGAGUGAGAAUAUACAGGAAGCCUGUACCAAAUAUAUUGGAGCAUAUGGCUAAACGGAAUCACACUACUUCCUUCUUUAUCUAUGUAAGCAUUUGUUAGUGCUUACGAAGCAUUAAUAGCAGUGUUGUACUUGUUUCCCGAGACAGUAAAUCUGAGGAAACCAAAAUUACAGAAUAAGACUACGACGUAAAAUAAACAUCCUCACGAUACUGUGAGAGCUUCUGUGUAUGCUCAAAAAGCAUCAUAAUCAGGUAAGGAAAAUAAGGUAAAUGUGACAAUACUUCAACAUCGUAAUGUAAUUAAUUUCAGAUGCUAUUUUUACAAUAUUUAAUCUUUUUUAGUGGGAAGCUGCAGGAGUUACGCAGAUAGCUAUGUACCUCUGUAAAUGUUUUCUUCUCCCUAUGGUAAAUGCUGUGGAGUAAAACAUUUCAAGUCCUCUGUUUGGCUUAAGAGUAUUUCUAAAUGAUGGCCGCGGCGCAAGGGUUUGGAUGUAAGCAACACUGCAUUUCCUUGUAUUUCUAAAUUUACAGCCCUUGCGUGCAAACAACUUGGCUGAUACGCCAAACAUCCCAGCAGGCCGUAUUAAACAAGCACAGAACGUUUGCCCUGCGAUAAACGCACGGGAAAUAGCGUCGCGGCCAAUACGGGCCGCGGGCAGGCCGGGGCGCCGGGCCCCGGCCGCGGCGAUCACCGGGGAUUACCACAGCAAAAUGGCGGCCGCGCCGUGCUGCCGCCCUCCGCGGGCCCCGCGCUGCAGCGCGCCUGCCGGGCGCCACGGGCCGCGCGCCGCCGGGAAGAUGGCACCUGUCACGUCACGGCGCGCCCGGGCACCCAGCGCGCCGUCCCGCUGAGCCGCUGCUUCCUCCUCUUCCUCCUCCUCCGCCCGGCCAGAGGAAACCCCAGGGGCAUGGUUUUAGCCGCCAGGUAGCUCAGAAACAGUGAGUUGUGCUACAUUCGAGCGCGCAGUUGCGUAAGCGUGUUUGUUACUGCUGGGGAGAAAUCAUGCUGCAGGUUAAUACGCGUUGCUUCCUCGGCUAGAGAUUUAAUUUAGUCCAGAGUGCAGUUAUUGCCCAUAAACAGGAAGUGUCUUCACGUUAUCUGCCGCUGACGCGUUGCCAAAUGUUUCAUGUCUCAAGGGGCUCCGUGUUAAGACAGACAAGUGUCCUGACGUUAACAUGUCGCACCAGGAGCUUGUGUUUUAUGUAACUCGCGCAGAGCUGCGGGACAGCCGCGAUUGAGCCCUGCAGCAGCAGUUCACGUUUAAUGUCGUUGUAAAAGCCUUCAUGUCGUAUGUUGAUUUAAUAAGAAAAGGGGACGGGGCUUCUGCUGCGCGCGUCCAGCUCCACCGUGUGGGCGAACGGUGCGAGGGAGCCCCUGCCUGCGCCUGCCAGCUCCUGCAGCUCCCGGCCUGCUCCUGCCCGUUCCAGCCUCCCCCUGCCCACCUCCUGCCUGCCCUCAGAGGGUCACUGCUCUGUUAAUUAGGUUUCAGACAGGAGCUGGACAAAAGGACGAAACGUUUUGAUGUCGGAAAGAACCGGGUGUGCAGUGGGAAAUGUUGUGGGGGCUUAAAAUUAUUUUUAGAUCCAGAUCAGUUAGGGAGCGCCCUGUCUUUGGGAUGAGAUGGGACUUGCUUUGGUUUUUCGAAGUGGGAAACAUCGUGUAAGAAAAAGCACAAGUCUGCUCUGAGCGCCAGUAAGGUUUUUAAAGGCUGUUUUUCAUGUGAUGAGAAAUGAUCACAGUGUAAAACUAGGAAGUGAGAGAAGGAGUUAGGGAUGCUGAUAAUAGGAAGGAGUUACAACUCAGAAAGAAUGGUUCAUCUGGUGGCCUCAGAGGUCUGCUAAUAUGAACAUAGUAUUCUUUGCUAAAUUUCACCCCCCAGCUGUCUGAAUUAAAAGUUAGAGGAAACUGUGAGACUGAAAAAAUGGUUUAAAGUCUAUAAUGCUUAUGAGGCUAUAACAAAUAGAAAAAGUAAGUAUCCUGCAUUAAUAGGGAAGAAUGCAAGCAGUGAGAGUCUAAAAGAAAAAAAAUGUAAAGGUACUUGUGGAAUCAACGUGUUGCUACUAAGGCUGGAGCACUAACCUACAUGCCACUGCAAGCUAUUAAUCGUUAAGACUUAAUAGGCAUCAUUACAACUUCCCUACAUGCCCGAGGUUAUAAGGAGACUGAUGGGAGGCUGCUUGAGGCGCUCCUGUGUAGCCAUACUGCCCAGAUGGGACUGCGGAAGUGAUUCCAUAAAAAACCUGAGCUACCAUCAUAAAAACAAUGGUUGAACAGUAGGUUUCUGGGUGGGCAAGAAUCAGGAUAGUAGAGCUGGGGGGGGGGAUGCGUGUGGGGUGUGCGUACUUGGUUUUGUUUGUGUUUUGUUUUGUUUAUGAUGCCUAGCCCUAUUUCUGCUCUAGAAUGAAAUAGUGCUCUUUAGGGAAGGGGCACUAUAGUGCCAGAAACAAAACAGAGAUACCCUUCAAAGUAUGUUAUUAGAGUGGAAUGAAACUGAAAAAUUAUGAAACUGAAAUUAUGAAAAUUAUGGAGUAAACAUGUUUCCAUAGUGUCAUGUUGUAAGUACCAGAAAGUAUCAGCAUCUUUAAAAUCCCAGUAAAAGCACAUGGAAUAAGAAAACAGGGAGAACUGUUAUUACAGUUUAUUAAGUAUCUCGCUGGUUUUUAUUUUGCCUGGGUACUAGCAACUGGCCCUAAUGGUUUGGGGUUUUUUUUUUUUCUGUUAGUGCCACUAGCUUGUCUUUCAAAUUUAGGUGACUGAAGUGGAAUAAAAGAGUCUCUCUCAUAUGUAAUGGGGUACACUUGCCUGGCAGUGGAUUUCAAGAGUUUAGCAAAAGUUAAAAACAAUAUUCCUGGAUUGCAGUGAUUAUAUUUGGUAGUUAAAAAAAAAAAAAAAAAUUCAUAUUUGUUAUAUUUGGUAGUUGUUGACUGGCAAAACUUCCUGUAAUCUCUUUGUUUACUUCAAAGUAAUAUAAAAAGUAACAGUAGCUUCUUGUGCAGUGUCCAUGUAGAGCUGGCUGCUUUAAUAUUUAGAAUUAGCAGUGUCAUCUGUGAGGCGUAAGACAAAUUUGUGUUUGGAUACAUCAAUCUCUGAUCUUUCCACUAAUUUUAAUGUUACUUGGUUUCACUUGGCCUGGAGCAGUAUUCCGUUGAUGUCAGCAGAGGUAACAUUAUAGUUUAAUCAACCUACUGACCAUUACACUUAAGUUUCAGAUGAAUGUUUAAAUCUUAUUUCUCAAAGUGAUUCAGCAACUUUUAAUGACAAGUCUUGUAGGUAUUCAUGGCAUACCUGCAAAUAGUAAGGUAACUCCCAAUCAAAAAUUCUGCUGUUCAGAAGCUGAUUAUCCAUAGGUGCACCAAAGACUGUUAAGUUAUACUACAAAAGUACUGCUCAGAUUCAUGAGAAAUUAUUUAUGUCUUGAUUGAGAGUUGAAAGUAUCAAAAUAACACACAUUUGCAUCCAAAAGGAUGGCUUACUAGGCUGAAGAGUUUUGUUGACCAUUAACAGGUCAAAUGGUAUUUACGUAUGUUUUGGGCAACAUUUAUAAAUAAUACUAUAAUUUCUUCCAUAAGUACGUUAUAAAAACCAUACAGAACAUUCCAAUGUACUUUUCAGUGUUUUAAUCAAAAAUAUUUAAUAAUAAUACUACUAAUAAUACAUCUGUAAAGUUUUAUCUCCAUGCAUCUUGGUCUUAGUAGAGCUCCCUUGGAAACUGAAGAGCAGGUUUUCCUUUUGCAGCAUGAACUGCAAAUGGAAUGUAAAAUAUUCCUAAAAUACUUCAUUUAUCUGUGUGCUAGGUAGAGCAUUUUGAUUUUAUAGAAUUUUAGACACAUUUUCAUGAAUGCAAGAAACAAGACAAGUAAAAUAAAAGGUAGUAGAGAAUCAUUAGACAUGAAUAAAUGGACUAUUUGGGAAAUGCAUAGGUUGAGACAGAGAAGCAAAAAGUGUUGGCUCUGAAAAUCAAUUUGGUCUGGAAUUUUUCUGUAUAACUUUCCAAUUAGAUAUAUAGUAGAUGUUUAGCACACAGGAAUAAAAAAAAAAGCCAAAUAGCAAACGAUAGCUUCUAGUACCUUUACACAAGGAAUCUAGUUUGGUGUUUUACUGAGCAUGCCCAAAUAACCAGGACUACAGAAAACUGCAAUCUACAUACACACAAGUAGAAACUGAAAAUUCACUUUUCCUCUCAGGAGGAUAAAUUUUGAAAUAACUAGUUGAAUAAGACGACUUCUACUAAAAACACUUGGAUUUGUAGACCUUGCUUAUAAAUGCCUCUUAGUAUAGUAGUAGUCUGAUAGAUUUAGCAAAUAGCAUGUCAGAUGACGUGUCUUUGAACUAAAACCAGCUGCCUCCAAUAAAGAAACAGAAAAAACACAGGGAAGUUCCUGUGGGGCAGUUCACUGGGAGGUAGAGUUGACAUAAUUUGUUUCCUGUACUCAGGAAAUAACUGUCAAUAGCUCCUGUUGUGAAAUGUUUUUGAAGUCUGGCAGUUGGUUUCUCGUUCAUCACAUGAGCAAGUCAGAUAUAAUCUCAGACGUUGUCAAUGAGAAAAAAGAAUCAAUUAUGGGAUAGUGGCUGCUUGCCUGAAGAAAAGUGUUCUUCUCAGUGUUCCUUCUGUGGAAGACUCAAUGUGCUAGAAACUACCUGCAGUUACAUAUGGGUUUUCAGACCUAAGCAUAUAACCCUGCCUAGCUCCUGUGAAUUUCAGGUUGUUAUUCCAAAUGAAUAUCUCUUAUUUUAAGCCAAAUAAGUGUAAUAAAUGAUAAACUGUGAUAUUAAGAUUUAAAGGCACAAAACAAUGCAGCUAGAUUUACAGCUGCUGUGAGUGACCAGAUCACCAAAAUAAUGCAUGUCAACAUUUCUAUCACAGUUAUACUGAUGAAUUCAUUUCUUGACAUCCAUGGCAUAUAUAAGCAUCACGGUUAUUUUUUUUGUGAAACACAGUUUUGAUUUUUCAGAAUUCUGUGCAUUGAAAAAUUUCAGCCGUUAAACUGUAUUAGAAGUUUGGCCAUUUGCAUAGACAAGACCUUCCUGAUAGAAACGGUGGCCAUGCGGCAAGCGACUUUGGAGACCUCACCUACGAGUGGACGCACUGCAUAGGACCUCCCAGUUGCCAGGACAGGUUCUCCAAAUCCUUGCUGCAACUGGGGCUCCCCAGCAAUUGCAGAUCUGGACGAUGAUGACAGUCAUGUCCCAUUCAAAGGAUCUCAAGGACGACUUUCACAGUGACACUGUGCUUUCCAUUUUAAAUGAACAGCGCAUUCGGGGCAUUUUAUGUGAUGUCACCAUCAUUGUGGAAGAUACCAAAUUUAAAGCCCAUAGUAAUGUGCUGGCAGCUUCAAGCCUUUACUUUAAAAACAUUUUUUGGAGUCGUACUAUCUGUAUUUCAGGUCAUGUACUGGAGUUAGAUGAUCUCAAAGCUGAAGUGUUUACAGAAAUACUGAAUUACAUCUACAGUUCCACAGUAGUUGUUAAGAGGCAGGAGACUGUAACGGACCUUGCAGCUGCAGGGAAAAAACUGGGAAUAUCAUUUCUAGAAGAUCUUACAGAUGUUAAUUUUUCAAGUUCCCCCUGCCCCUAUGCAUACUGUAUUAAUGAAAAAGGGACUGUCAAAGAGGAAAAGCAUGAAAAGAGACAUGAAGACUCCGCUGUGACAAAUGGACCACGCAUUACAAACGCAUUCUCAAUUUUUGAAACAGAAAACAGUUUGUUUUCUCCGCUUGAUUUGAGGGCAAGCUUUAAAAAGGCAUCUGAGACAACACAAGCUCCCAGCAUCAGCCUUGACAGAAGCGACGUCUGCAAAGAUGCUGAGCCAGCAAGUACACUGGCUGAACACUCCUAUGCAGUUUCUUCUGGGGGAGACAAUUUUCAAGGAACACCCUUUCUUGAGCAGGACAGAAGCCCUUCAUACAAGGUGGGUGAAGACCACUAUGAAAAUCUCCAAGCCACACCACUUGUUCAGUCGGGAAAACAAGCAUGUAGUACUCCUAAAACAACCCUGAAGCCCCAAGGUACUGGUUUGGCUGUAGCAAAAGUACCUGCCUCGACAGUAACCACUACAGAAACCCAACAAGAAGCAGUUACUGAUCAGACAAUUACUUCCCUUCCAAAACCUCAAAAUAAAUCAGGAGAUUCGCAUUUACCCAGAGAAGAGGAAAACAAUUCUGCUAACGCCUCUGGAUCCGUGACGACUGUUGUUCCACCCGUUUACAAUUGUAACUGUUGUGCAGAAUCAUUCAAUGACAGGGCGUUACUUACUACUCAUCUUCAGCUCCAUUCAGAGCAUCAGGAAACUUUCAAAUGCAAAUACUGCAGCAAACAAUUUGCAAAUCUAAAUAUACUGGAAAGUCAUGAACAAGUCUGCAUGAGAUCAAGUGGCUUACCAGUUCACAAUGGAAACGAACACAAUUUUGAGGAUAACUAUACUGCUGCGGAUGGAAGGAAUGGAAGUUCAUAUGCAAAUGCAGAGCCUCUAUUGUCUGAGAACAGCAUCACUGAUUAUUCUAAUGCAAACCGCACUUUACCAGAAACAGAUCAUUUGGUUAAAGUUGUUGAUGGGCAGAUAUUAUAUACUUGCGUUGUUUGCAAGCGUAGCUAUGUAACUUUGUCUAGCCUUCGAAGACAUGCAAAUGUGCAUUCAUGGAGAAGAACAUAUCCUUGUCACUACUGCAAUAAAGUAUUUGCGUUAGCUGAGUAUCGCACCAGACAUGAGAUCUGGCACACUGGAGAAAGACGGUAUCAGUGCAUUUUCUGUCUGGAGACUUUUAUGACUUACUAUAUACUAAAAAAUCAUCAGAAGUCUUUCCAUGCAAUUGACCAUCGUCUCUCAGUAAAUAAAAAGACAGCCAAUGGAGGCUUAAAACCAAGUAUGUACCCAUACAAACUUUAUCGACUUUUACCUAUGAAAUGCAGGCGACUGCCUUAUAAGUCUUACCGAAAUUCUUCAUAUGAAAAUGUUCAAACAAGUAGCCAAGUUAAUGAAACUGCUUCUACUAACUGUUUCAUUCAGAGUUCUCUUAGCUCUGAGCUACCACCACUGAAUUUUCAACAUAAUAUAAUAGCAACAAACAGAACUCUUGCCUUGGAUACGUCCUCAUGUAAUAAUGCAGCAGCUUCCACAAACACUCAGAAUUCUUCCUCUUGGGGAGUAGGGAUCUUAAAUUCUGACCUGCAAAGAGACUUUUUCACAGCUGAAAAAAGAGUUUCCACUGCUGCAAAUGACUCUGCUUCUCAAGAGUGUGAUUCCUCAGUUGUGUCUUUAACUAAUGUGACUGAAAACUCAACCUCUGUCAUCAGUUACAGCAGUUCUGCCCCCUCUGUUAUAAUGCACAGUAGCAGAGUUUCAUCAGUUAUAAUGCACAGCAAAACAAUUACUUCUGUAGAAAACAGUAAGGCACAAUCUUCAAAUAAUCUACCUAGUCAGUCUGUAAGUGAUGAUUGUAAAUAUGGGUCAGAUAAUUAUGGGAAGUGCAUAACAAAAUCAAAAACUAUUAAGGAUAAAAAGAAAACACUGCUGUACAACAGAGCAGAAGCAACUGAGGAUUCACAGCACGUUGCAGGAUCUGGGGGGUCAUCUAGCAAAACAACAAAUACUGUCCAAGAAUCAAGUAAAACUGAAACGUAUAUUGCAAAGCCUGCCCUACCUGGAACAUCUACUGACAGCAAUGUUGCACCUCUUUGUCAAAUAACAGUAAAAAUUGGUAAUGAGGCUAUUGUAAAAAGACAUAUAUUAGGAUCUAAGCUGUUUUGUAAAAGGGGCCGAAAAUCUAAACACGAGUCCAAACAGGACAAUCUAACUGAGGAAUCAGAAAUGGAGAUGAAAGAAAGAAGCCCGUCUAGGCUUUAUAGCUCGGAAUGCCUGGAACUGACAGAAAUGUGUGAUGACGUAAGUGACCAGGACUCCAGUGAUAAACCCUGGAGACCCUAUUAUAAUUACAAACCAAAAAAGAAAUCCAGACAGCUAAGAAAAAUGAAAAAGACCAAAUGGAGGAAAAAGCACGGAAGCAAGAACACCAUUAUGGAAAGCCACAGCACUUGCAGUCGAGAGUACGCGCUCAGGAAUGCUCCUGAGGAAAAGGCGAUCAAUCAAGAAGAGAAUGCAGAAAUGCCUAAUCUUCAUUGUGAGCUCUGUGAAAGAGAUCAGUCUUCCACUGCAGAAAUUCAAGAGCACGUACACUGGCAUGGAUCUGCUUCAAAGCCUUACAUUUGUGAAUUAUGCCAAAAACAGUUUCAAAGUCCAUCCACUUUAAAAAUGCAUAUGAGGUGUCACACUGGGGAAAAGCCCUACACUUGCAAAACCUGUGGUAAAUGUUUCUCAGUUCCUGGAAAUCUACAGAAACAUGAACGUAUUCACCUGGGUGUCAAAGACUUUGUCUGCCAAUAUUGUAAUAAGGCGUUCACUUUAAAUGAAACACUCAAAAUACAUGAAAGAAUUCAUACUGGAGAAAAACGCUAUCACUGUCAGUUCUGCUUUCAGAGCUUCUUGUACCUUUCUACCAAAAGGAACCACGAGCAAAGGCAUGUACGUGAGCAUAAUGGCAAAGGAUACGCUUGCUUUCAGUGCCCCAAAAUUUGCAAGACAGCAGCUGCUCUGGGAAUGCACCAGAAGAAACAUCUAUUCAAAAGUCCAGGUCCACAAGAUAGAAAGGAACAGUUUUGCAAUGAAAGCACUAAACUUCUGGAAAAUACACAUUUCCUUGGCUCGGAAGGAAAUGAGGUAAAAAAUACACAAAAUGUAACUCCAGAAGUUAUACUCUGAGUGACAGUUGUGCAGAAGAGAAGAAAAAUUCAAAAGUGUAUACUGGAGAAAAUAUGGAUGCAUUGAAUGGGGAAACAUCUCCACUCAAAUCAGUACCAUUUACUAAGGUCAAAUAUUUAUCUAAAUAUAUCAGUAUAUGCAAAAGAAAGAAAAAUAACACAGAAGAGAAAAACUAGUAUUUGCAAUAAUACAAACUUAAUAUGAAAGGCCCCAAAUUCUUUUGCCACAAUAGACUUCUAAUAUAUAUAUAGAGAGAGAGAGAAAAAGAAAAAAAAAAAAAAGAAAAAGAAUAUGACCAACCACAAUCCUGCUGCUUAGCAUUACAGGAAACUAGUCACUGAACUAUUUUACAGUGCUGUUUUUGGGUCAGAAUCCUUCUAGGCAAAAUAAAUAGGUAGGUUCACCGUGUACUCUGUAGAAGGAGUUUUUGCUGCAGAAACCAUAUAUUGCAUUUUUAAACAAAAAUUAAUAUGUUUAUAAACAAAAUAAUUGUAAUCUAGUGUAUUCUAAAGUGAAGGUGGGAAAUGUUUCAUGAACUUGGGUAUGCUGAAGUACAGUUGAGUUCUGGCGUGCUUUUCUGUAACUCAACCUUUACAAAAUAUAUGCAGGGGUUUAAACCUCUUUUCCUUUCAUUUUUGUAGUUACCAUAAUAACCAUUAAGUCUUGAGUGCUUGUAUGCAAAAUAUUCCAGAUUUAUGAAUAUCUCUCAGACAUUUAAUAAAGAUGCAGUGAAACUCACAAUAGCCAGUCUUCCAAACUGCAUAAAUCCCAGUGUCAAUGGCCUGGUAGAGCUAUUCAGGUGCAUCUGUCUAAAGAAAAUUGCUCUCAUGAAACAACCUAGUGAAAAGAAAUCCUGUAUAUAAGCAUCCACCUCCUGGUGGGUCUGCAACUCCUGUCUUUUAGAAAUAUCAUUCUUCUUGGCAGAAGAGGAGAUUUAGACACAGUCUUCCUCCUCAUCCUGGAAUAAUGCCUGGAUAACAAACAACAGAGCAACCAUAAAUACUUUGAUUUUGCGAAGGGUAGGUAAAUACUCAGAUUCUUCCUUCCAUAUAUAUCCCUGAGGCAAACUCUGUGUAUGAAUAGGGAUAGGGCCAGUUUGUGGGGCUUCUUGUCAUUCCCAUGCCUUAAGUACAGCAUCUCACCUUCAUAUGUCCCUUCCUGGUUGAACCUCAAACCAUGCCAGCAUCUGGCUGCAGGCAGGCUUCCUGUCACAGUAUCUCUUUGCUCAACAGAGGGGGUGCAUAGCAGAGAGGUGCCUGGCACGGGUUGCUGGAGGAAGAGAUAGAUGCUGGUCCUUCAUCCUCCCUCAUCCUGCCACACCAAAAGAUUAGCUUCAGAGUUUGCUAAGAAUCAGAAGAAUAGGCUUCUGAAAGACAUCGCCGAAAUACUACAAGUAGUAUUAUUUUGUGAAAAUAUGAUUAAUUUUAACUGCGAUUAAAAGAUUAAAACAAAAAACAACAAAGGGUGUAUGUCUACAAAUUGCAUUUUAUAUGAUAGGGCUCUGUUGUAAUGUAUCUGCAUUUCCAGUUAGUCAUGUAUGUUCAUCUCUGUGAAGUGUUAAAAAAUUAAGUCAGAACAAAGAUUAGCAAUCCUCAACUUCAUUCUACAUGCAGAUAUGGUACACAGUUUGUUUACUUACUUUGUCUUCUUGAAUAUUUUAAAAGAAACUAUAGGGGUACAAUAAAACUACAAUUGAAAUGGUAAUACAGUAUUGAUUGAAGUAAUAAUGUAGUCCACUUAUUUAUUCUGUCAUUGGUGAAUGCUGUGAACCCCUUGUGAAAUUUUGGGUUCAUGGCAGCUUUGGUUCCAUUUAAAUAAGGAUAACAGAAGAAUAAACACAGGAAAGUACAAUGAUGUUUCAAAGAAAGUACACAAAGAUAUCUGCAAAGUGGACUUGUAUGAUGAUAAUUAUAGACCAAAGCAAAUAAGGUAGAAUAUUUAUAAAUAUAAAGAUAAUUUUACAAAUAUUUUGUAUAACUGUAUAGUUCAUAAGAAAAAUAUUGAUAGCUUGUGUUAGGUUUGGGGGGUUUGUAUAUUUUGAUAAAAACACAAUGACUUUGUAACUCUGUAUAUUCUCUACAGUUUAUAGCAAAGCAGUUUUAAGAUGGCAAUGUCAUGUUUAUAGUUCAAUUGUGGCACUUUUACUACAAGUAACAUGUUGCAGUAAUGAGUCAAGUAUUAAUGACCAAAUUAGAAUUAAAGUAAGUGUAAGAGAAGGUAAA
Strigops habroptila (Kakapo) is the source of this 11136-nucleotide messenger RNA. It is a transcript of the gene ZBTB38, whose product is annotated as zinc finger and BTB domain containing 38. Gene Ontology annotation, cellular component: nucleus. The coding region runs from base 5333 to 8914 and encodes 1193 amino acids. The transcript has 3 exons. Gene Ontology annotation, molecular function: protein binding; RNA polymerase II cis-regulatory region sequence-specific DNA binding; DNA-binding transcription factor activity, RNA polymerase II-specific. NCBI's taxonomy places the organism in Eukaryota, Metazoa, Chordata, Aves, Psittaciformes, Psittacidae. The record is from RefSeq and is a predicted model, not a curated record. Gene Ontology annotation, biological process: regulation of transcription by RNA polymerase II.